Miscanthus lutarioriparius is the source of this 972-nucleotide messenger RNA. Lineage: Eukaryota; Viridiplantae; Streptophyta; Magnoliopsida; Poales; Poaceae. The record is from the annotation of a GenBank genome assembly.
AUGGCAAUGCAGAUGUCGCCGCCGCCGCCGCCUCUCCCUUCCCUCACCCUCUUCCUCUGCCUCUCGCUUGCGCUGCUACUACCACCUCGCCCGGCCUCCGCCGUCUCCUCUUCCCCGUCCUUCUCCCUCGACUUAUUCCCUGCCGGGGCCGCUAUCGCGCAGCUCGCCCUCUCCGGCGGCGCCAGCGCCAAUGCCACCUCCGGCGCCGUCUCCAUGCCCAUCCCCGGCGCACGGGUCCAGUACAGGACACCCAUUGCCGCGUCCGCACUCCGGCCCGGAUUCUCCACCUACUUCUCCUUCGCCCUCCCUUCCGCCCCUUCCUCCUCCCUCGCCCUCUUCUUCACGCCCUCCGCCGGCUCCGCCUCCCGCUCGCCCCCAGCGCUCGCCCUCGUCUUCUCCGCUCGCCACGUCCGCCUCGACCUCGCCGGCCGCACCGCCCUCCGGACGGAGACACACCAUCCCUUCCACCACGGACACGCUCCACGUCCGGCUCGCCGCCACGCGCAUCCCCACCACCAACCAUCACUCCACCCCGCCGCUGCUCUCCUACCCGCUCCAUCUGCCCCCCGUCCUCCGCAGGGGGGCAUCCUCGCCGGAUUCCGGACCUCCUCCGGCAACUGCACACUCUUCACCUGGGCGUUCCGGGCAGCUCCCAACCGGAUGCACUCCCUGCCGCUCAACCCCGCGGACCUGCUCACCACGCCGCCGCCAGAGCGCGUCGCCAGUGCCCGCGCGCCCGCCCUCGACCGCCGCUACAGCAGCCCCUGGGGCGCGGCGCUGUCCCUGCUGCUCGCUGCCGCGGCCGGCGCAAUGCUCACCUUCAUUGUUCUCUUCCUCUGGUAUUCCGUGGCCAAACGCCGGCCCGUCGCGCCGGUGGAGUACCCCAUGCACCCCUCGCACCUCGUCUACGAGAAGAUUGUGCUCGUCGGGGUCAAGGACGACGCCGCGGUUGCCGAUUCCGCCGGGAACUAG